AUGCAGCGUAUACCUUGGUCAACAAUCCUUAAAAGCCAGCCUGCUACAUUGCUGCCAUCAGUUACUAUCGGUGCCCUCAUCUGGUUCUGUACACCAGCAAGCGAUGAGUUGACACCAACAGCCAUUCGGAUUCUUGCUGUGUUUGUGAGCUGCAUCUUUGCCCUCAUCACCACAUCAGUCGACAUCUCGCUCCUUGUGCUAACUGGUCUUGCGCUCCUUUCUUUGACCCAUUCGUUUCAAUGUGAGGACAAGGCCACCGGGCUCCUGACUGAAUGUCGACUCUGCGGAGAACCCAAUCCAUUGACGGGUGAUCCUUACAAGUGUCACGGUGCCAAGGAGUCCUUCCACCAUUCGCUCGAAGGUUUUUCCAGCUCGGUCGUGUGGCUCAUCUUUGCAGCGUUUCAUCUCGGCAAAGCCGUUGAAGUCACGCAGCUGGGACGUCGAGUAUCUCUAUUGAUGAUUAAGAUGUUUGGCAAGCGCAUCAUGGGUCUUGCUUAUGCCAUUGUCUUUUCAGAGCUCCUUCUUGCCCCAUUUGUUCCAUCCAACACAGCUCGUGGCGGUGGCAUUGUCCAUCCUGUCGUGCACGCGAUUGCAACCACGCUGGGCUCCACCCCUACACAUGACCCCAAAGUGGGUGCGUUUUUGAUGUUGGUCGGAAACCAUGCCAACUUGAUUUCGGCAUCCAUGUACCUCACAGGUAUGGCUGCCAACCCAAUUGUUCUAGCCAAAGCCACGCAGCUGUAUGAAGGAGUGAACUUUGACUUUUUGACCUGGCUGACCGGCAGCAUCGUGCCUGCACUGGUAUGUGCACUUGCAUUGCCUGUGAUCCUUCGCUGGUCGUGUGGACUAUCGUCAGAUAGCAAACAACGAGACGAGGAAGAGCAAGGUGGUUCAAACGGAGGUGCCAUUUCAAAUGCAACAACAAAGUUCCCCAAUGACGGCAUUGUCAAGCAUGCUGAAACUGAACUCGAACGCAUGGGAUCUAUGUCUGGCAAAGAAUGGCAACUGUGCCUGGUUCUAUUGCUAUGCCUUUGUCUUUGGGUGACGUCGAGUUACACAAAGUUAGAUGCGACGCUCGUUGCGCUCCUCGGCAUCCUAAUGUUGCUGCAUAUGGGCACGAUGACAUGGAAGGAUAUUUCAAAAAAUACCAAUGCGUGGGAUACACUGUUCUGGCUCGGAGGCUUUGUAACCAUGGCACAUCAAUUGUCCGAUGCUGGUGCAUCUGCGUUUUUGGGCCACAAGAUCUCCAGCUUAAUUGAACAGCUCGGCUUGCCACCAGUACCGUUCUUGGCCGUGUCUUACUUUCUGACGACAUUCAUGUUCUCUUCCCUGAGUGCGCAUAUCGUCGCCUUUGUCGGCACCUUUUUGGAUGCAGGCCAUGCAUUGGGAGCCCAGCCCAUGCUUCUGACCGCACUCUUGGCAUACUUUGGUGCAUUGAGUGGUUGCAUGACAAACUACUCUACAGGCAUGGCUGCAAUGUAUUAUGCCCCGGGUUACGUAUCACGUUCCAAAUGGUUCCUGAUUGGCUUCCAGUUAGCGCUGUUCUAUCUUGUGGUUUACUUUACCAUCGGCAUGGGCUGGUGGCGAUUAUUGGGCUGGUGGUAG
Zychaea mexicana is the source of this 1605-nucleotide messenger RNA. Its product is annotated as Sodium/sulfate symporter. Lineage: Eukaryota; Fungi; Mucoromycota; Mucoromycetes; Mucorales; Lichtheimiaceae. The record is from RefSeq and is a predicted model, not a curated record. The coding region runs from base 1 to 1605 and encodes 534 amino acids. Gene Ontology annotation, cellular component: plasma membrane. Gene Ontology annotation, molecular function: transmembrane transporter activity. The transcript has 8 exons. Gene Ontology annotation, biological process: transmembrane transport.